GUUAAAGUUAUAAUUACAGUGUCAAAUUAUUUACAGUCCACUAAUCCUUUUACCGGCAUUUAUAUCGCGAGAGUAUAUUAAUGUUAACCGAUGCAACUCGUGAUCAUUUGGUUCUUCGAGCCGGAUUUACAAAAGUGAACAAAUAUCGAGUGAAACAGUGAUAAAACUACCAUUUCAAGUGACUGUGAAUUUGGUGAAAAUGUUUCAAAUACUGUGAAACUGUAUCUUUUCUCAUAUUGUUAAUUUAAUACACUAAUAGAGAUUAUUAAAUUCAGUGAGUCCCUUCAGUUUUCUUAUGAGUUCUCUAUACUCGCCUCUUAUCUAUGAAUACAAAAACAGGUCUCACUCUCCUUAUCUACACAGUUUUUUUCUCUCGAUUCGUCACUUCUAUUGUACGAAGCAAUUCGUACAAUUAUCAACUCUCUUUCAAAGAUACAUAAUUAAUUAAAUGACUCGACGCUUACUUUUGCGAAAGACAAAAAUUGAACACUUUACAAAGUCUUUCCCCUUUUCUCUUUUCAAAACGAAAUAAAUUCGCACUCUUUUUCUACAAAUAAGCUAUUAUCAUGACUGUCCCAAGGAAAGAAAUUUCCAGAAUUCUACAUGAACAAGAGACUCUUAUAUCUUCAAUUUCCCAAGUGAUGCACCGCCUUGAAAGACGCACGAAUUUUCCCGAGCCAUUCUUACGUGAACGUUUGGCCAUGUUAAAAUCGGACUGGGAAAGGUGUCGACAAUUAAAUGCCCAACUGGAGGAAAAUUAUCUACCAGAAGAUGCUCAUCUACCCUACUUCGCUGAUAAAUAUUUUUCGGUUGCUGAGAUAACUUUUGAGGAUACUGUCGAUUUGAUUUUGGAAAAUUUACCCGAGCAGAAGGAACACUUUGCAGUCAACGAUGGAGCUCAAUCUCUAUCAAGACUACUUAAGCCUCGAGUUACCUUGCCAGAUUUCAGCGGUUUGUAUACAGAAUGGUUGUAUUUCCGGGAAAUGUUUAAAUCUCUUGUCAUCGAUGACGACUCUUUAAGUGACAUCGAACGUCUUCAAUAUCUAAUCACCAGUUUAUAUGGUGAAGCUCAGACUAGGCGGUGAGAUCAGCCGGCGAGAACAGGUUGACGUCCAUUUUCCUUGCCAUGCGGUCGGCCAAUAUUUUCCUGUUUUCUCUCGGUUUUUCCAUGCAAAUUCACUAUAAAGAUGCCAAAUGAGAGGACAAUUCCUGGAACCCAACAAUAUCACUCAUUUAUUCCUAUUUCUAAUAAUGAAAUGAUUUUGAGGAAAUUUUCAUCUUCAAAUGAACAAAAAAUUUUCCCAACACGAAAACGUCAUUUGGAAAAGUGUUUAGUACAAAAACC
Messenger RNA from Leptopilina boulardi, 1345 nucleotides. RefSeq lists its product as uncharacterized. NCBI's taxonomy places the organism in Eukaryota, Metazoa, Arthropoda, Insecta, Hymenoptera, Figitidae. The coding region runs from base 567 to 1085 and encodes 172 amino acids. The record is from RefSeq and is a predicted model, not a curated record. The transcript is spliced from 2 exons.